UAUCGCACGUGACAGCUAUUGUUUUUCUGCAGAGAAAGAGGGAGGGUCUCGUUGUAGCUGAGCUAGCUGUUGUCCUGUAUUUCUGUAUUGUGCCUGGUAUCAAGCUGUGAAGAUACUGUAGCUCUGGAUUAUUAUCAACUAUAAGUUGGUCAAUGGAUAUCUAACUUCUGAUCAGUCUCUGCGAGUGAGAGUAAAAUCGCGUACUCGCAAGAUAAUUGGAAUCUCAUUAAAAAUACACGAGUAAUUUCAAACUUAAUCUAUACUCGUCUUUAAUACUUAAGCCUAAUCUGUCCUUUUUGUUGUGAUCGUGUUUUUCCUCUCCCUUCAAUCCCUCAACGAGAAGAGCAACCAAGAAUGGAUCUCACCCAGUUUCUAGAUUAUACCCCACUGUUUGUGAUAUUCAUAGUCACAGCACUAGCUGUAAUUAUCCUACGGGCGUGCCUGGCAAUACGGGGUAAGCAAGAACAGCCCCCUCUAAUUUCUUUCGAUGAUCAGUCAAAAAUGUCUGGAGGUGGUACCAAGGCGAGGUUUGGCAAAAAGAUAAACGAAGGAAAGGCCGAAAAACAGGGUGAUACCAGUACCAGGGCAACCCCCACAACACAAGAGGCGAAACCUUACUCGAAACCAGAGAUCACCACCACUGUCAGGAAACGAAAUGUUGUCGUCAAGGCUGCCCAGGAAUCUAAAGUUGACCAAAAUCACCAGAAGAUCAACGACAAUUUGACUGUUUUCCUAGAGGCGCCACUCGGUAAAGGUGCAUUUGGAGUAGUCUUCAAAGGCAGCUACAGGGAAGGGAUUUGUGCAGUCAAACUUCUAAUUUAUGAGGUUGUAGAAAUGCAGACAGGUUUCCCAACCGGAAAAAAAGAAGAAGCCAGCAAAGCAUUUGAUCGUGAGUGUGAUUUUCUCAAGUCGUUCCAGCACCCAAACGUUGUACAAUAUUUGUCGACUGCCAAGCACCCCAAAUCAGGUGGUACAAUCCUCGUUGUUGAGCUGAUGGAUUGCAAUCUGAGAUCCUAUUACUCUGGCCUUGAUAAAGAGUUCCUCACUAGCGAAUGUGAAAUAAGCCUCUCCAAAGACAUGGCUUGUGGUCUGGCCUACAUUCACAGCAAGCAGAUUAUCCACCGUGACCUCUGUGGCGAUAACGUUUUGCUGAAGCUUACACGACCAGUGCCUGUUGCAAAGAUUUCUGACUUUGGCAUGUCACGGCUAUACGAUCCCUCCAAGCUUAGCCACACCCUCACAGCCAUUGGUCACCGUAUGGGGUAUCUACCUCUCGAGGCUAUUCGAUUGGACAAGGAUAUUUACGAUAAUAGCUUGGAUGUGUUCUCUCUUGGGGCGAUUAUGAUGCAGAUUGUUUGCAAGCUGAAGACGAUCAAAUCUGUGGAAGAUCGAUCAUUCCAUGUUGCCCAGAUACCUCACACACACAGGUUGAGGAAGCUUAUCGACAGUUGUUUGCAAGAAGACAUGAGGAGGAGACCAUCUGCCAGGGACGUCUAUACUUACCUAACAACAAGCUCGGACCCAGUGGAGGCAACAAAGAAGGAGUCAAAGGACACUGAACAAGUCAAGAUGCCACACAGGGAACAGACUGAGCACAAAUAUGCUGAGCUGGUCAGGAGAGACGCCAUCAUUCAACAGCAGAGACAGGGUCCCCCUCCCAGAGAGUUGAGACCUCCACUCACUCUGGAAUGGAGAAAAGGAAAAGACAUGCCAAUCAAGAUGGGCUACUCGGUACAGAGUGUUGUUAUCGGUGACACGGUGUAUGUUGGUGGAGGUGAUGCAGGCGAUGAUCGUAAUAGCUGUACAGUGAUGAAGCUCGAGCAAGAUCAAUGGACCGAACUACCAGAGUACAUUGCCUACUGGUUCGCUAUGACAUCACUCGCUAAUCGACUAGUGCUGGUGGGAGGAGGAAUUGAUCCAAAAAACAAGAAACGCACCGAUGAGCUUGCAGUGUUUGAGUCAGGGGAAUGGAUUCACCCGUACCCACCUAUGAACAUUGCUCGUUCUUCCUCAACAGCUGUCUCCUUCAACAACCACAUCAUUGUAGCUGGUGGGCGUGAUGAUGAAGGACAUGCCCUCUCCUCUGUGGAGGUGUUGGAUGUGGCAUCAAGAAGAUGGUACAUUGCUCAGUCACUACCUAACCCACGAUCAGAACUGAAAUCAACUCUCAUAGGAAACACCCUCUACCUAAUGGGAGGGUACGAUCACAAUGGGAGUGCAACCACAACAGUGCAUCACGUCGACCUCGAUGAACUAAUUGCAAAAGCCCCUUCCCACCAGGACACAUCCACUCUCUGGCAGACCUUACAGGAAGUACCACUCGUGUGGUCAGCUCCUCUCAGUAUUGGGAAGUCACUAUUAGCCGUUGGUGGAGCGGACGACAGAGCCAACCUAAGUUCAUUGAUCCACCUCUACCAGCCUGACACCAGGAGGUGGGUGAAAGUGGGAGACCUGCCUACUGCACGAUAUUGCUGCACAUGCUCAGUACUUCCUAGUGGAGAGGUCAUUGUAGCCGGAGUACAGACAAAUUCACAUACUAAUGUUAUUACUCAAACCGUGGAUUUCUUCUCUAUAAAAUAAUGAUUAGUUAGUGUUUCUCUUUGUAGUGUUAAUGAUCUUGAUAUUUUUUAUCUGUGAGAAAGCUUUUCUAUUUGUUAAGUUGCAACAGAAUUUCAUCGUAGUUAAUAUGAAGUGGCAUGUAGACAUGCAGACAAAACGGUUUACAAACUGUUGAUUUCUUCUCUAUAAGUGCUAAUUAGUUAAUUAUUUUGUUAAUUGCUUCUCUUUAUAUUUGUGCGAUGAGUUUAUAACGAUAUUGAUAUUCUUUUAUCAUGUUGAGAAAUUAA
Messenger RNA from Halichondria panicea, 2846 nucleotides. RefSeq lists its product as uncharacterized. The coding region runs from base 355 to 2580 and encodes 741 amino acids. The transcript has 8 exons. Gene Ontology annotation, molecular function: ATP binding; protein binding; protein serine/threonine kinase activity. Gene Ontology annotation, biological process: protein phosphorylation. NCBI's taxonomy places the organism in Eukaryota, Metazoa, Porifera, Demospongiae, Suberitida, Halichondriidae. The record is from RefSeq and is a predicted model, not a curated record.